This is a messenger RNA of Guillardia theta CCMP2712, 784 nucleotides long. RefSeq lists its product as hypothetical. The coding region runs from base 34 to 642 and encodes 202 amino acids. The record is from RefSeq and is a predicted model, not a curated record. The transcript is spliced from 4 exons. NCBI's taxonomy places the organism in Eukaryota, Cryptophyceae, Pyrenomonadales, Geminigeraceae. Gene Ontology annotation, molecular function: transmembrane monodehydroascorbate reductase activity.
AGCCUGCGCACCUUGCCUCCGUCCUCUUCCACCAUGUCCGCUUCGCUCGCGACUCUGGCACCCGCAGGGGCAGUGCUUGCCGCAUUUUUUGCCCGUAGCUCCAAGUUCCCCUCGAGCCUCUUCUCGUGGCAUCCCACAUUGCUAGGCGUGGGUUGGCUGGCGCUGACCCCGUACGCCAUCAAGUAUCUGCGAGAGAGCAAGGAGACAACAGACGUGAAGGAGAAAGCGGCCAAGGUGCAGACCCACGGGAUCUUGAAUGGCUUGGCAUACGCUGCGAUCGCAGGAGGGUUGUGGGCCAUCUGGCAGAACAAGGAGAACAAUGCCGCAGCCAAGAAGCUUGUCGCAAAGCAUCUUGUCUCCCUCCACGGAAAGCUCGGUGCUCUCACUACCGUGCUUGGUACGUCGUCGCUCCUGCUCGCUGCCUAUCGCACUACCAGCCACAAGACUCAGUCCCUGUACUACCUUUGGAGAGAUAAGGUACAUCGCUACUUGGGCAUCGCUGCUUACAUCACCGCCGGUAUGACGAUUGUGAGCAUCGUCAAUGCGCCAUGGGGCAAGCACAACUUGGGGCCCGCCGGGCAGAAGAUCUUAUCUGCCAUUCUUGUGCUGUAUCAUGCUGCUGUCGUCCGUGUAUGCCUCUAAGGAGACGUCUGGAGGGUUGCAUUCGGAAUGAAAAUGAAGGGAGACUCUGAUGUCAUUCUUGACGGAAGGACGUGGUUGUAAGUGAAGUAAUGCUUGACGUUCAGACAAUCCUUCAUUUCAAAAAAUAAAUUAUAGUCUAGAG